AUGGGUGAGGAAAAGACGCUGAAUGACGUCUCAAGAAAAGAUGAAAAGCAACCUCCACCUGUUGGUGAGAAAAAGAAAACACAAAAGGAUGAAAAAAAAGAUGAGAUGACUGAAGAGGAUCGAAAGUUGCAAGAAGAUUUAGAAAUGCUUGUGAAAAGGCUUGACGAACCUAAUGUUUCUCUCUAUCAGCCGUCUCUGGAAACGAUGCGAACUCUCAUAAGGGCAUCUACUACAUCUAUGACUUCCGUCCCAAAGCCGUUGAAAUUUAUGAGGCCUCAUUUUCAAAAGAUGAAAGAAAUUCAUCAAAAAAUGGCCGAAGGUCCAGCAAAGCAUUUAUGUGCCGAUAUUAUUUCUGUAUUAGCAAUGACAUCUGGUGAGAGGAAUGACUGUAUAAAUUACCGCAUGCAAGGAAUGCAUGAACCUAUAGGAGAAUGGGGACACGAGUAUGUUAGGCAUCUAGCCAUGGAAAUUGCCGAAGAGUGGCGAUCUGUUCCAGAAGAUGCGGAAGAAGAGCGUCGAGAUGCUCUUCUAAAACUAGUCAAGGAAACAGUCUCGCACAACAUGAAGCAUAACGCUGAAGUUGAAGCAUGUGACUUGCUAAUAGAAAUAGAACGUCUUGACCUACUGAUAGAUUUUGUGGAAGAAGUUGAUCAUCAGCGCGUAUGCUUAUACUUGUUAAGUUGUUCACCUUUAACGCCAGACCCAGACAAUCAAAUACUAAUUGCUACCGCUAAGGAUAUAUAUCUGAAAUUCAAUCGCCAAUUUGAGGCUUUGCGAUGUGCUGUAAUGCUAAAUAACGUGGAAAUGAUACGCAAAAUUUUUCUUUCGACGAAAGAUCUCCUGCUGCAAAAACAAAUGGCUGUUCUGUUGGGACGUCAGCAAAUAUUUCUGGAACUCGAAGGCGUUGAGAAUGGAGAAGCUCUUGCAGAGCUGAAUUCUAAUACUAAUUUGCACGUUUACUUCAAGUCACUUGCCCGAGAGCUUGACAUAAUGGAGCCAAAAACUCCGGAGGAGAUUUACAAAACUCACCUUGAGCAAAGCAGGCCUUUCUCCUCCUCUAGUGCUCCUGAUAGUGCUCGAAUGAAUUUGGCUGCCGCUUUUGUUAACGGGUUUGUAAACAUGGGAUUUGGUGUUGACAAAAUGUUGACGGAAACGGAAGAUGCCAACCGGUGGUUCUAUAAAAAUAAAGAAUUCGGAAUGUUGUCAUCGGCAGCAAGUCAAGGGCUUGUUUGGCGUUGGGAUUUCGAUGUUGGUCUUUCCCAGUGCGACCGCUUCUUAUACGUGAAUGAUGAUUACAUAAAGGCUGGCACCCUUCUUGCAAUCGGUGUAAUAUCGUCAGGGAUCCAAGACCCUUGUGAUCCAGCAUCAGCGUUACUGAUGGACCAUGUUCAUAGCGAACGACCCGUUAUGCGGAUAGGAGCUGUAUUGGGUUUAGGACUUGCAUAUGCUAAUUCAAAAAGAGAAACGGUAUUGAAGGACGAGGACACUGGUGUUGUUUACGAACUGAAAAAAGUUCUUACAGAUGGAAAACCGUCAGCGACGAACGAGGUUAAGGGAUUAACUGGUUUGGCCCUUGGUUUGAUCAUGGUUGGAACAGGCGACCAUGACGUAGCUAUGGAAUUGCUGCAGAUCUUAAUGGAAAAAACAGCAGCAGAACUUCAGGACAGUAAUGUCCGCUUUCUUGCUCUUGGCAUCGCUUUGAUCUUUUUAGGAACUCAGGAGAAAAGUGAAGUUUUUGUGGAAAGUGUGAGGACUCUUCCAGAACCGUUUGGAAGUAUGGUUUCAACUUUGGUAGACAUAUGUGCUUAUGCGGGUACUGGUAAUGUUCUUAAAAUUCAAAAACUCCUCCAUCUUUGUUCGGAGCACUACGAACCUAAAGACCCUAAAAAAAAGAUGAAAGAUGAAAAGGGCAAGAAGGAUGGUGGAACUGGAAGUAGUGAUACCAAAAAGGCUGACGAAAAACCUGAUUUGUCCUCGCAGCAAGCAGUUGCUGUUCUCGGUAUAGGGCUGAUUGCUAUGGGUGAAGAAAUUGGUUCUCAAAUGAGUCUUCGCAUGUUCGGGCAUUUGGUGCGUUACGGUGAGCCAGUCAUUCGGAGAGCUGUGCCACUGGCCUUAGCUUUGAUCAGUCCUUCAAACCCUCAGUUGCCUAUCCUUGAAUCUUUAUCAAAGUUUUCUCACGAUUCGGACUCUGAUACAGCACAUAAUGCUGUUUUUGCCAUGGGAGUCGUAGGAGCUGGAACAAACAACGCCCGUUUAGUAUCUAUGUUACGACAGCUGGCUAGUUAUCACCAUAAGGACCAAGUCAGUUUGAUGUUGGUGCGAUUAGCACAAGGAAUGACUCAUAUGGGGAAGGGUACUAUGACACUUAAUCCUUUUCAUUCAGAUAGACAGUUGAUGUGUCCUGCAGCCGUUGCUGCAUUAUUUGCCACUUGUUUCUUCUUCCUUGACGCUAAUAACAGUGUCUUGAACAAUCGUCAACAUUAUUUGUUGUACACGCUAACCCCAGCGAUGCAGCCGAGACUACUAAUAACUCUGAUGGAAGACGAGUCUAAACCUGACGUUUUGAAGCAGGUUAAUGUUAGUGUUCGUGUCGGUCAAGCAGUAGAUACAGUCGCGCAAGCGGGGAAGCCAAAAACAAUUACCGGUUUCCAAACCCAUACUACUCCAGUUCUUUUAGCAUAUGGCGAACGUGCUGAGCUAGCUACUGACGAAUACAUAUCACUUUCGCCUUUUAUGGAAGGUUUGGUCAUUCUAAAGCCGAAUCCCGAAUAUGAAGCAGCUGGUGGCGAGGCUAAAAGAAAGUCAUAG
Enterobius vermicularis (human pinworm) is the source of this 2808-nucleotide messenger RNA. NCBI's taxonomy places the organism in Eukaryota, Metazoa, Nematoda, Chromadorea, Rhabditida, Oxyuridae. The record is from the annotation of a GenBank genome assembly.